Molecule: messenger RNA, 922 nt
Organism: Rubroshorea leprosula
Lineage: Eukaryota; Viridiplantae; Streptophyta; Magnoliopsida; Malvales; Dipterocarpaceae
Source: the annotation of a GenBank genome assembly
AACUGUUCCUCUCGAUCUUCCUUCUUCUCUUUAUUGCUCUGUUUUCACACAAUCAAAAUGUGGUAUAUAGGUUUUUAUAUUUGGGCAUUGGUUAUCCCCGUCGUGGCCUUCUGGCUAUGUAGAUGGUGGAAGCCGGCCAGUAGAGGCCUGCUCCCUCCUGGUUCCAUGGGGCUGCCGCUCAUUGGAGAAACUCUUCAGUUUUUUGUCCCCAGCAAAUCUCUAGACAUCCCUCCUUUCAUUAAAAACAGAAUUCAAAAAUAUGGACCUGUGUUCAAGACAAAUUUGGUUGGUCGUCCCGUGAUAGUGUCUUCAGACCCAGAUUUCAAUAAUUUUAUCUUUCAACAGGAAGGGAAAUCAGUGCAGUUGUGGUACAUGGACUCAUUUUCAAAGCUCCUUGGGAUAGGCGAUGCAAUAACAGGGUAUGUUCACAAGUACCUCAAGAAGGUUGUCUCAGAACAUUUUGGUCCAGAGAAGCUUAAAGAGAAAAUCCUCUCUGAAUUAGAAGUAAUCGCCGAUCAAACUCUAUCUUCUUGGACCGAACACGAAUCCGUGGAAAUGAAAAGGGCAUGCUCAACGAUGAUACUGAAUUACACUUCGAAGCAGCUGUUUGGUUACGAUCCUGAAAAAGGCGAAGAAAAUCUGAGCGAUUUGUACUUCAACUUAAUAAAAGGCGUCAUGUCUGUUCCCUUGAACGUCCCUGGAACAGCCUUUCAUAAAUGCUUGCAGAAGUGCACGAUCAUUAAAUCGCAAAUUGGUGGAGUUCACGGCGGUGGCAGAGCUCAAAACCCUGAGCUCCGCCUCACCCAAGUCUUAAGGCUUGGGGACCAACCAUGGUAGCUCAAGUCCGGUUGGUAGGUAACUAGACAAUGCUUGAAAGUCCGUUCGGUGUUACUUAAGCUUUUAAUAGAAAUUUACUUAAAAG